AUGCGCUCCCGGCGGGUACUGGACGAGGAGUCCGGCUCGCUGCCCCUCAAGCACGGCCAUGGCGACGAUCCCUGGGGCAGUCAGCGCGCGCUCCUGGCCCGUCGAGGUGGCUCGCUCGACGUGCCGAUCACGACUAAGUCGAUGUUGGCCGGCGCGUUCUGGCGCGGUGGGCGGGCUCCACGGGAGGGCCGCUUCCACGGCAGAGGGCGGGUACUGACCUGGGAGCCGGGCGCCCUGGAUGCUGCCCAGGGGCGGGUGGAGGGUUUCAACGCGUGGAUCGACGCCGAGAACGCGCGGCUGGAGGCCGAGAUCGAGGCGUGUCUGGCGGUGAUUGCGGAGAUGGAGGCCGACUGGGAGGAGGAGAAGGCGCGCAGGAGGCAGCGGCGGCGGGCGGAGAGCUUUCGCCGAAGAGCGGAGCAGUGGGGGACCCUGACGGCCACGCACGAGGACGUCGAGUCGGCGGUGCCGGGAUGCGCCCUGGAGCGCCGCGCCUCCUGCGGCUUCAACCCGCGGAUGCUCGCGGACGGGUCGCUCCGCGACGUCGUUGAGCCCCCGGAGCUGAGGGCCCAGAGGGCGGAGCUGAGGGCCAUCAGGGCCGGGAGGAGGCGGCGGUUGCCGAGCAUAAAGGAGGCGCUGGGCGAGAUGGACGAUAGACUGGGGAGUGCGCGGCUGGCAGUGCCCAGGGCGGACGUUGUGGCCGCGCUGCUGAACGCGCUGCUGGCGAUGGAAGGCCAGGGCGGCGGGGAGGCCGCCGACCGGGCGCGCCAGGUGCUCGGGAAGGUCGAGGGCCUUGCGCGGGCGCAGCCCCAGUGCAGCGUCUGCGUCAUUUGCUAG
Molecule: messenger RNA, 834 nt
Organism: Ostreobium quekettii
Lineage: Eukaryota; Viridiplantae; Chlorophyta; Ulvophyceae; Bryopsidales; Ostreobiaceae
Source: the annotation of a GenBank genome assembly